AUGAGUCCUCUGAGGCUGCGAGCGUCUCUCUCGUUGCUGCUGCUGCUGGGUGGCUACCUCCUCGAGGGCGCCGGGAGAAACCAGGGGGCGGUCGGCAGCGCGGUCGAGUCAGCCCCGGGCCCCGCGGGCGGCUCCUCCGGUCGCUUCGUCAGCCCCGAGCGGCAUGCUUGCAGCUGGCAUCUCCUGCCGCCCGCCCCAGGGCCCGCGGCGGGCAGCGAGCUGGCGCUGCGCUGCCAGGGCCCGGACGGGGCGCGCCACCGGUGUGCCUACCGCGGGGAGCCGGGGCGCUGCCCGAUCUAUGCCGCCAGCCGCUCGCACUACUGGAAGCAGGUGCUGGGUGGGCUGCGCAGGAAGCGGCGGCCCUGCCACGACCCCGCGCCGCUCAAGGCCCGCCUGUGCGCGGGCAAGAAGGGCCAGGGCGCGGAGCUGCGCCUGGUGCCCCAUGCAUCCCCAUUCGUCAGCCCUACUGGGGCGGGCUUUCCCCGGGAUCCCAAGCUCCGGGCCAGGAGCCGGGGGCAGCCCCGAGAGACCGCGCGCAACCCCACCGUAGGGGCCCCGCCUCCCUCGAACGCGCCGCCCAAAGGGAAGCCCUCUGAGAAGAAGACCAAAGGAGGCAAGAGAAAGGCUGCAUGGAACCCAGACGAGGAGCGAUCUCUGGGGACCCGGCCCGAUCCCGACGAGCUGGACGAGAACACGAAGCUCACGGAGACCUACUGUGCUGAGAAGUGGCAUUCCCUCUGCAACUUCUUUGUCAAUUUCUGGAAUGGCUGA
Aethalodelphis obliquidens (Pacific white-sided dolphin) is the source of this 771-nucleotide messenger RNA. RefSeq names its product fibroblast growth factor binding protein 3 (gene FGFBP3). NCBI's taxonomy places the organism in Eukaryota, Metazoa, Chordata, Mammalia, Artiodactyla, Delphinidae. Gene Ontology annotation, biological process: cell-cell signaling. The transcript has a single exon. Bases 1 to 771 code for a protein of 256 amino acids. The record is from RefSeq and is a predicted model, not a curated record. Gene Ontology annotation, molecular function: growth factor binding.